AUGGCGGCCCAGCCAAUUUUGGCGGGACAUCUCCGCCAAAUCGAAACACCUCCAUACGGUUACCAAGGUUUUUCCGGAGAAACAAAGAAUACCUGGCACAGACCUGACCCGUCCUUCACGUAUCUUCUCUCCUUCUUUCUCCUUCUUACCGCUCUCGCCUGGGGCCUCGCAUACCGACCGAGCUUUAGUUCCAUUAUUCGGCUCGCUGCUUCUUUCAUAUUUAUCCACUUUAUCGGCUCCUCCCUUCUUAUUUCCGCGUUGGCGUACUUUUCUAUGGGAAGAAUAUUUGGACCCAGUGGUCCAGCAUCCUCCCUCAUCGAAUGGCGGGGAAUGAGGUCUGGUCUAGGCCGAGUACGGCGUCGGGGAGCUGCUCAGGGGCUGUUUGCACAGCCCGGGGAAAAAGAGCAGGUCGAGUUUGGAUAUUGUUUUGAUGUCUCCAAUCGCGCAUUUUUCCCUCUAUAUCUUCACUUAUACGUGAUCCAAUUCCUGCUUCUCCCACUAUUGACUCGGAAAUCCGAUUCCUCUCCAAGUUUCCUUGCUACACUCCUUGGAAACACCCUCUACCUCUCUGCGUUUACGUAUUACAUUUAUAUAACAUUUCUUGGCUAUAACGCUUUACCGUUCCUCCACCACACAGAGCUUCUACUACUGCCAAUCCUCAUUCUUGCUAUACUCUGGUUUGUCAGUUUGAUCCUGGGUUGGGGAAUCGUGGGCCAAGGGGGUGCAGUAGCGGGAUUGUUUUGGGGUAUUUAG
Molecule: messenger RNA, 753 nt
Organism: Coccidioides posadasii C735 delta SOWgp
Lineage: Eukaryota; Fungi; Ascomycota; Eurotiomycetes; Onygenales; Onygenaceae
Cellular component (GO): Golgi membrane
Source: RefSeq, a predicted model, not a curated record